Messenger RNA from Oppia nitens, 3939 nucleotides. RefSeq lists its product as uncharacterized. The transcript is spliced from 4 exons. Gene Ontology annotation, biological process: mRNA splicing, via spliceosome. NCBI's taxonomy places the organism in Eukaryota, Metazoa, Arthropoda, Arachnida, Sarcoptiformes, Oppiidae. Gene Ontology annotation, cellular component: nucleus; U2 snRNP; precatalytic spliceosome. Bases 97 to 3819 code for a protein of 1240 amino acids. The record is from RefSeq and is a predicted model, not a curated record.
CAAAAAGUGUGUUAUAAAUAAUAUUUUCAAAAUGUUGUCGUAAUUAUUGAAUACUUGAUUUGUGUGACAAAUGGUGUGAAUUGUUUGAUACCAACAAUGGCUGAGAACUUGAAGAAGAGUUUAUCGAAACUAAAAGUCAUUGAAUUGAAAGAAAAAUUACAGGAAUUGGGAAAAACACCGAAAGGACUUAAAGCCGAUUUGGUUAUCCAAUUGGCCGAAGCUAUUGACGAGCAAAACCAAUUGGCCAACAAUGCCGGCGCCGGACAGACACUACCGCCGCCAUCGUUGCAGACGUUUCCGCCGCAGGAGUUGGUGGGCGCCGCAGGACUACAACGGGACACGAAUGAGCCGCAACACUACUAUCAACAACCGGUGCCGCCGUUUGCCAUGAGUGGUCAACCCGUUUACGAACAGCCGACGCAAUACAUACAAAGUCCAUACGAAACACCGUAUCCGUACCAAACACAUCAAGUGUUUAGUCCACCGCAUGAACAACAAUACCAACAAAGUCCCAAUCAGUACCAAAUGCCAGCACAAGUGAGUCCCGGUAUUAAUACACAAAUUGCAGCACAACUGUCGCCGCAAAUGAACAGUUCAUUGCAGCAACAGUUGAGUCCGCAAUUGGCUCAACAAUAUCGACCGCAAGAGUUUCAAAGUCCACACCGAAAUUUUCCGACCAACGACUCGGAAGCCUACGUCACUGAAUACAGCGGUCAAACAGCUGCCGAAGCUAUUCCUCAUUAUGGACACCAAAUACCACAUCUGGAUAUGCACGCUAUGCCUCAAACUCAACCACAGAUGACAUCUCCGCCACACAUUCACAGACCACCAGUUAUAGAGAACUAUCCGCCAGAGUUGUCUCAAAGUCAUAGUUUUCCGCCAAAUAUAACGGCAUAUAAACCCGAAACCGAAUCUUUUAUUCCAAGUCAUCAAACAAUUACUGAACCUCUUGUCGCCCAACAGUCACAACAACAGCAUUUAGUACAGACAACUGCACCUCAAGAUAUGCUAGACUUUGAUGACGUGACUCUUGGAGUCGAUCCAACAGCUGAUGUACAAUAUGGUCAGCAAAUGGGUGCGUUUGAAGCGCACCAAAACCCAAAUCAAUAUCAAAUGAAUGAUAAUUCAAAUGAAUUUCAGCACAACGUCACCGAUGGACAAGCCUUUAGUCAGCAGCACUCGUUGCCGCCAGAAUUGGAAGCCGAGAAUACCAACGAUGAUACUAAUGAAGCGACAAAUGAUGGCUCGACUGACGUAGAGACCAAUGAAGAGACUAAUGAAAGUUUUGUGACAAAUGAUAUACAAUCUGCAGAUGAUGUUAAAGAAUUGGUGACAAAUUUUCCCGAACAUCAGGUUAUUCAUCACACGUCAAAUAUUAACGAAGAUGUUGCCGUUCAAGGCCUUACUGCUGAAGAAGUGCCGAUUGUUUCUUUGCCAAACAACACGUCUGUUAUUAUGAGUUUACAUCAGUCACCACAACAACCGAAACAAAUGGAGGAAAAUUCAGAAGAUUUGUCACAAACGGAUAUCGAGUCAAUUAAAGUUGAGAGUCAGUACACUAACAAUGAAGAUAUGGACACCUCAUCUGAUCAAAUGACAGGAGACGAUAACAAUCUAGAGAAUGAAAAUGCAGACAAAGACAUUGAAGACAAAGAUAUUGAAGACAAAGACAUUGAAGACAAAGACAUUGAAGACAAAGACAAUGCAGACAAAGACAUUGAAGACAAAGACAUUGCAGACGAAGACAUUGAAGACGUUGAGAGCCAAGACACUAAUGAGAGUGAAAAUAAAAUAGAGUUUGAAAAUGAGUCUAAAAGUAAUGCUGAAACUGAUAUCCAAGAUAUUAAACCUGUUAACGAAGAAAUUGGUAUUAAUAAUGAAGACAUCAAACCAAUUGAUUUGCAGAGUAAUGAAAUUGUUAGCCAUUUAAACAAUGAUAUCAUUGUAUCCAUACAACGGAGCGCUCAAGAAAUGCCUGUCGAAUCUGAUAAGUCUGAUGAAAAUGAAGCAAAUUAUAUAGAAAUCGAAAAAACAAUAAUAAAAACAACUAUAACUGCAGUUAAAGAUGAAGUAAUUGAAAAACCUGUUAAAGAAAAUGGAGAUUUAGACCGAAAGAGUAGUGACAAAAAAUUGACUAAAAAUCAAAAGAAAAAACAGAGAAAGAAGAAUAGAGCUAAUAGGAGACAAUUGGUGGCAGAAAAACAAACUAAUAAUGAAAAUGAAGACAAAAUGGAUAUUGAAGAGGAUGAAGAGGAAGAGAUAGAGAUUGAAUACGUUCCCGAAGAGAUUCAAAAAGAUCCGGUUUAUUUCCAGUAUCUCAAAGUUUUUGAUAAAUUCCGAACCGGAGAAUCUAUUAAACAGGACGAUAGUGCUGUAGUGAUAUUUGAUCCACACCGGAAGAUGCUCGAACGCAAGAAACCCGUUGAAUUGGAACUCAAAGAUGACGACGAAAUUAAAGACGGAGAACUAAAAGUAUCGAAACGUAAACUCAAACAAAUGACUCGAAUGACUGUUGCAGAUCUCAAACAAAGAGUUAGUCAUCCGGAGCUCGUAGAGAUGCAUGACGUAACCGCUAGGGAUCCACUAUUGCUUCUUCAUCUUAAGGCGACCAGAAAUUCAGUGCCCGUUCCACGACAUUGGUGUUAUAAACGUAAAUAUCUUCAGGGAAAGCGUGGCUUUGAGAAACCGCCGUUUAAGUUACCAGAGUUUAUACGAAGAACAGGUAUUAUGGAGAUGAGACAGGCGUUGCUCGAAAAAGAAGAAUCGAAGUCACUUAAGGCGCAAAUGAGAGAAAAGAUUCGGCCGAAAAUGGGAAAAAUAGAUAUCGAUUAUCAGAAACUUCACGACGCAUUCUUCAAAUGGCAAACCAAACCGAAAAUGACAAUUCAUGGCGACCUUUACUAUGAAGGCAAAGAAUUUGAAACACGACUUAAAGAGAAAAGACCAGGAGAUCUGAGUAAUGAGCUGAGGACUGCACUCGGAAUGCCUACUGGACCCAACUCUUUUAAAUGUCCGCCUCCGUGGCUCAUAGCUAUGCAGAGAUACGGACCGCCGCCAUCGUAUCCAAACAUUAAGAUUCCCGGACUCAAUGCUCCCAUACCUGAUGGCUGUUCGUUUGGAUAUCACGCGGGAGGUUGGGGUAAACCACCAGUCGAUGAAUACGGUCGACCUCUUUAUGGCGACGUAUUUGGUGUCACCACUACUACUGAUCAAAAUCUUGUUGAAGAAGAAGUCGAUCGAACGCUUUGGGGAGAAAUGGAAGAAGAGUCCGAAGAAGAAGAGGAAGAAGAGUCUGAGGAGGAGGAGAAUGAAGAGAAUGCAGGUAAUGCUAAGUCUGCAACCAAUGAUGUCGACGAAAGUGGUUUUGUUACGCCUGCAGAAGGCUUGAUGACACCGAGUGGUUUGGCAUCGGUUCCAACUGGAACUGAAACGCCAGAUAUGAUUGAGUUAAGAAAACGCAAACAAAUUGAAGACGCAAUGGAAAAUCGUGAAAAUCCAUCACUUUAUACAAUCAUUCCCGAAAAGUCUGAAAAGAUUGGCAGAGAAAUGAUGGGUUCGGCGCAUACCUACGACAUGGGAGCCGCCACUCUCAGAAAAGGACAGGGAAUUGAUUUAGCUCUGGAUCCGAGCGAACUCGAAACCGGAGGUAUGGAUCAGGCGUCGAUGGUUGCCAGAUAUGAACAAACAGUUAGAGAGCAGUCAUCGCAUUUGGCUAAAGAAGACUUGUCUGAUAUGGUGGCCGAACACGCGGCCCGACAGAAACGAAAGAAACCUCAAGAGACGAGCAAAUCAACCAAAAAAUAUCAAUUCAAGUUUUGAUUCAACAUUUUUUACAUACAGUAUAUAUAUAUUCUUUUAUUUGUUAAUAUUUGACAUCAAAUAUAAAGAUUUUCAUAACAUCUUUAAUUUAUAUUAAAAUUAUUAUUAUCGUAGUUUUGA